AAAAUCUAUCUUGUCUAUUGUUUCCAUGAUGGUUGUUGUGUUUUGUUACGAUUUUACCGAAAUGUUGACGAUAUGACCGGCAUAUCAGAAUUUAAACAAUUGUUUCCAAUAGACAGUCUUCAAAAAGUAUUCGACCUGUUCGAGCAUCAAUUCCGGAGUGAAAAUGAGCCCGAUUUAGCCUUCUUCUCGAUUAUUGUUGGCGCAGUAGAAAAUAACCUUACAAACAUUAAAAACAGCGAUAAAGAUGUGAAUUUGGCGUCCAAUAAGAUAGCGAAGGUGAAGUUCCCGUGUAUAGAAUGGGAGGAGGUGUCGGUGCUGCACGAGCGGUUCGUGUCGCUGAUGCGCGGCGGCGUGGAGGCGCGGCUGCUGGGCGCGGGGGCGCCGGCCACGCGCGAGCUGGUGAAGCGGGUGGCCGACGUGGUGUGGAACUCGCUGACGCGCAGCUACUACAAGGACCGCGCGCACCUGCAGUCCAUCUACAGCUUCCUGACGGGCAACAAGCUGGACUGCUUCGGGGUGGCGUACGCCGUGACCGCGGGCUGCCAGGCGCUAGGCAAGCGCGACGUGCACCUCGCGCUGUCCGAGGACCACGCCUGGGUCGUGUUCGGGAAGGAUGGAGCCGAGACUGCUGAAGUGACAUGGCACGGCAAGGGCAAUGAAGAUAAAAGGGGCCGUUCAGUUGGUGAUGGAGUAUCAGCAAGGUCCUGGCUGUAUGUUGCUGGUAAACCAGUAGUCUGCACGCGAGAGAUGGAAGUGGGUGCUCUUGUGUCCUCUAUAAACUACACUCUGACACCCACACUGGAUGUGCAUGAAGUAGCUCUGAUGCAGUACCGAUUGCUGUGGAUGCUGUAUGACAAAGGUCACUUAGAUGCCUACCCUAUGGCACUUGGAAACCUUGGUGACCUGAUCGAUUACAUGCAGCAAAGAUCAAAUUCAUCAGAAGAAGCUAAAGAUCAUCCACUGAAAGAUGAAUGGGGCAGUAUAGGGCCGACUGGGUCGCCCCGGCCGGACUCAGCGGCUCUGUACGCCCAAGCCAUUAGGGCUUCCAGGACCCAUUACGAGGACAGACAUGUCUACCCAUACACAUUCCAAGGUGGUUAUUACCAUCGAAAUAAGAUGUACAAAGAAGCAUUCCAUGCAUGGGCAUGUGCAGGGGAUGCUAUUAGGCACUAUAAUUAUUCCAGGGAUGAUGAAGAGAUCUAUAAAGAGUUUGCAGAAAUAGCCAAUGAGCUGAUCCCUCAAGUGAUGAAAGCUGAGAGCUCAGGACACUCUGCCAGGUCCAUCCUGAAGGAUCCCGAGUGCUUUGCAUCUCUUCUUAGAUUCUACGACGGCAUAUGCAAGUGGGAGGAGGGCAGCCAGACGCCGAUCCUGCACAUCGGCUGGGCCAAGCCGCUCGUCAGCACCAUCUCCAAGUUCGACGCGGACGUGCGUGCGCAGGUGCACAUCAUCUGCAGCCCCGACUCCGACCAGCCGGACCCCCAGGACGAGAACGGCAAAGAUGGCGACGAGAAGUGGAACAACAACGCCGAGUUGAGCGUGCGCGACCAGUUGACGGCGGCGGUCAACAGCCGGCCUAAAGUUACGCUGUUCAGCCACAAGAUGGCGGCGCUGAAGCCGCUGCUGUUGGCAGGAAGGUUGAACACACACGCGCUUCAGUUGCAGCUCACAGCGCAGAGCCAGCUGCAGCGGCCGCACGCGCCGGCCAAGCGCCGCGACGACGACGACGCCGCGCCCACCGCGCGCGCCAAGCGGGCCCGCCGCGAGCGCUGAGCACGCACCACCACCUCGAAUUGUCUAUGGUAAAGCGUACAUCGCUCUUAAGCCGCGUACAGACCGGCCCAACGAACGGGUUUCGUUGACCUUCGUUGCUGCAAUCUGACCUGUAUUAUGUAUGAUAAAUAUCCAUCGUUGGGCGUUCAUUCGGCGUUCG
This is a messenger RNA of Plutella xylostella (diamondback moth), 1930 nucleotides long. It is a transcript of the gene Mnn1, whose product is annotated as menin 1. Gene Ontology annotation, molecular function: chromatin binding; Y-form DNA binding; transcription cis-regulatory region binding. The record is from RefSeq and is a predicted model, not a curated record. Lineage: Eukaryota; Metazoa; Arthropoda; Insecta; Lepidoptera; Plutellidae. Gene Ontology annotation, cellular component: nucleus; chromatin; histone methyltransferase complex. Gene Ontology annotation, biological process: negative regulation of cell population proliferation; negative regulation of cell cycle; regulation of transcription by RNA polymerase II.